Molecule: messenger RNA, 6886 nt
Organism: Xyrauchen texanus (razorback sucker)
Lineage: Eukaryota; Metazoa; Chordata; Actinopteri; Cypriniformes; Catostomidae
Product: inositol hexakisphosphate and diphosphoinositol-pentakisphosphate kinase 1-like
Exons: 31
Coding region: 1999-5796 (1265 amino acids)
Biological process (GO): inositol phosphate biosynthetic process; inositol metabolic process
Cellular component (GO): cytosol
Molecular function (GO): diphosphoinositol pentakisphosphate kinase activity; 5-diphosphoinositol pentakisphosphate 1-kinase activity; inositol hexakisphosphate kinase activity
Source: RefSeq, a predicted model, not a curated record
AUGUAUGUAUGUAUGUAUGUAUUUAUUUAUUAUUAUUAUACAAUAAUAUUUUAUUCCAGAAAUAAUCACUAUAAUUUGACUUGUGACUCGAUCUACAAUUGUUUACAAAUUGCUUAAUCAAAUACACAUUGAUUAGGAGCUGUGGGAUGUGUCAGAAAUUAGGUUCAGUGAAUGGCAUUCCUGCUUGCAUGACUUCUUGUCAUUGGUUUAUCAUGCAUGUGUCCACCAGCAUGGCAUUUGGGCAGUGUGUGCCCUGGCCUCUGGAGGCUACUUUUAAGGUAGUGUGAAAAUGCUGGCAUCGGUCUGACAGCUGCAGAUCUGCCUUUCCACACUGGGACACUCUUGAUGUGGAUACCUGCAUGGCAUGUUUGUUCAAUAUGGUUAAUUUGUUAGGUUGGUAUGUGCUGCAUACAAAUGCCUAUGAACCUGAAAAUAGACCUGAAAAAUGUUAACAACUGUCAUGUAAUGACAGAUAUUGGACUGAAAAGCAUUUAUGUUGGGCUGGGCAAAAGUAUUUGAGCAGAAGUUCCCAGAUUGAUCCUACCUGAAGCUUCUCGAGUAUUUCUACUAUAGGAAUAUAAUAGUAUAGUAAGGCUCUUUACUAUAGAUAAGUAAUAAUUAACCUUUUUAGUUAAUUAUCUAUGAUUUUGGACCAGUUAGUCAACUUUGUACAUUGGGCAUUUUAGCCCUCUUCAUAUUCAUGUUAAUUGUGGAAGCUUUUUUGACUGUGUCUUAGAGGUGCACAAAUUUAAAGAAAAAGGAAAAAACAUUUUAAAGUUUUACUCUUAAAGAAAUGAAUGUAUGUUCAAAUACUUAAAUUUCAUAUUAAGAAAUAUGUAUGUCUUAAGUAUCACAAAGUGUCAGUGCAGGUCCAAAACGACUAAAAACAAUUAAUUAAAAAUAAUUAAUUAAGUGUACCUUUUAAAGGAAUAGUUCACCCAAAAAAAUUUACAUUUGUAUAUUUUGAAAAAUAUAUUUUUGGGACUCUUCUCUCCCAAAACCGAUUGAAUCAUAUGGAUUAUUCUUAUGCUGCCUUUAUGUGCUUUUUGGUCACCAUGUACUUGCAUUGUAUGGAACCACAGUGAUAUUUUUAUGACAGAAAUACCCUUAUAGUGACUGUUUUCCAGGCAUAAUGAAUGCACUUCACAGGAUGUGGUCUCAAAGGUCAGUGGAUCUCUCGGUGAGUAGCUGCUGUGUGUGUCACGGUCCGGUUACCUUGACAGGUUGGGGUUCUGCCUGAUGGGACCAUGACAUCAUUGUCCCUUGUCUGUAUUUGUCAAAGUGUGUUUACAUUUUCCCCUUGUCUGUUUCAGGUGCCGCUGGCAUGCUGAAUCAGCGUUUCCAUGGAAACCCUGAUUGUUUCCUCGUUUCUGCCUGUGUGUCGGGGGAAAUUGUUGCCUGGGCUUGCUUAGUUUGAAAAGGAAAUUUUUUUGGUUGUAAAUAAAUCCUAUUGAACUGUCUCUACACCUUUCUGACAGAAUGAGCCAUCCACACACAGACCCAGCUGAGGAUUCAUCUCUUCGCUCUGCCCUCUUGCAGCGAGAAGCCCUGCUGAGGUGACACCAGGAACAGAUUUCCGCUUCAAGCCACUUUUGGAGAAGAUGGAAUCACAGCUUUCAGAACUCACCGUGGCGGUUCAACAGCUCCGCCCAUCUUCUGAUUCUGGCUUGCCUCAGGACACACCCCCAUCGGCUUUGUCGGCUCCCCAUGCCCAGAGAGGCACAUCUGUCCCUCCAGCUCCGUUCUCAGAUAGAAUCCUGAAGUUGGCAAUUCUGUCAUGAUAUUAUUUAGGAUGAGCUCAAAACCUGUUCUUGGCUUUCACUUGGAAGGAUGACACCAAAAUCUUUGUCAGUAUUUAAGUCAACCUUGGCUUGGAAGUAAUCUCUGGACCUUCAUCUCACUGGAUUUAACACCUCAUCUAUCUAAUGGUUCCACCACUGAGAUUCAGCAUGAGAUGCUGUGCUGAGAAUUUGACUGUUUGACAGAGACUCGACAGAAAUGUCAGAGUCAAGAAGGCAAGGGAUGAGUAACUGUGGACUCCCCAGGUUUUUGGUUGGUUGUGAGGAUGGUGACAGCAGAGAACUGGAAGACAGUGACAUGAGAAACAUCUUCGGGCCUUAUGGAGAUGAGGAGGAUGAUGAGGAUCAGUCAGAGCGUCAGAUCGUGGUGGGGAUUUGUUCCAUGACUAAGAAGUCUAAAUCCAAACCAAUGACUGAAAUAAUGGAGAGGCUCUGUAAGUUUGAGUACAUCACAGUGGUGAUUUUUCCAGAGGAAGUUAUUCUCAAUGAAUCAGUGGAGAAGUGGCCCCUGGUUGACUGCCUCAUUUCCUUCCAUUCCAAAGGGUUUCCCCUUGACAAAGCAGUGAGUUAUACCAAACUACGAAACCCUCUCCUAAUCAACGACCUCAACAUGCAGUAUUUCAUUCAGGACAGGAGGGAAGUGUACAGGAUUCUACAGGAAGAGGGCAUUGAUCUUCCACGCUAUGCAGUGUUGAACCGGAACCCUGACAGACCAGAGGAGUGCAACCUGGUGGAGAGUGAGGACCAUGUGGAAGUGAAUGGAGAAGUAUUUCAUAAGCCAUUUGUGGAGAAACCCGUCUCCGCAGAGGACCACAAUGUCUACAUCUAUUAUCCAACCUCAGCUGGAGGGGGCAGUCAGCGUCUCUUUAGAAAGAUUGGCAGUCGAAGCAGUGUGUAUUCUCCGGAAAGUACCCUAAGAAAGACUGGGUCUUACAUCUAUGAGGAAUUCAUGCCCACAGAUGGCACAGAUGUAAAGGUUUACACAGUAGGGCCCGAUUAUGCUCAUGCUGAGGCACGCAAGUCUCCUGCUCUAGAUGGGAAAGUGGAGAGAGACAGUGAAGGGAAGGAGAUUCGCUAUCCAGUGAUGCUCACCGCAAUGGAGAAACUUGUGGCCAGAAAAGUGUGUCUUGCGUUCAAGCAAACAGUCUGUGGUUUUGACCUCCUUCGAGCAAACGGGCACUCUUUCGUCUGUGAUGUAAAUGGAUUCAGCUUUGUAAAGAACUCCAUGAAGUACUAUGAUGAUUGUGCCAAAGUCCUGGGGAACAUGGUGAUGCGAGAGCUGGCUCCUCAGUUCCACAUCCCCUGGUCUAUCCCCAUGGAAGCAGAGGACAUCCCUAUCGUCCCAACUACCUCAGGAACCAUGAUGGAACUCCGUUGUGUUAUUGCUGUAAUUCGUCAUGGUGACCGUACACCCAAACAGAAGAUGAAGAUGGAGGUUAGGAAUGCCCUAUUUUUUGAUCUGUUUGAAAAAUAUGGCGGAUAUAAGAAUGGGAAACUCAAACUGAAGACACCCAAACAGCUCCAGGAAGUGCUGGACAUUGCUCGUCAGCUUUUGGCAGAACUGGUCCAGCACAAUGACUGUGAGAUCGAGGAGAAGAAAUCAAAACUUGAACAGCUGAAGACUGUUUUGGAGAUGGAAUCCAGCCUGAAUGAUAAUCAGUACGGCCAUUUCUCAGGGAUCAACAGAAAAGUGCAGUUGACUUAUCUGCCAAACGGACAGCCCAAAGCAUCAAGUGAAGAGGAAGCUGCUAAUGUUUCCAGGGCAAGAUGGAGCAAUAAAAGGGAGAGAGGACAGCCUUGUCGUGUACCCCAAGAGGUAGUACUGAAGGGUCAGAACCGCCCACUUGAUGGCCAGACACUCCUUGAUGGUGCUGUAUUCAUCUCUCUCACAGAGAGUUUCCUGCUGAUGUACAGUAUCGGACACUCCUCCCCCACGACCACCUGGGACAACACGGCCCCCAACCCCCUGUCUGACGUGUCGGUCUUUAAAACAAAAGGGAGAGAAAAUCAAGAGAGUGUAAGAGUGGCCCACCACAAAGUUCUGCUGAAAAGCCUGUUGGCACAGUUCCGUCCACUGGACCGGUUCUGGAGCUCCAUUUUUAACUCUUUAAAGGAGGGCCCAUCUCUGCUCCUAGUGCUGAAGUGGGGAGGUGAGCUGACCCCUGCAGGUAGAGUUCAAGCUGAGGAGCUUGGACGAGCCUUCCGUUGCAUGUACCCUGGAGGACAAGGAGACUAUGCCGGCUUCCCUGGUUGUGGCCUUCUCCGUUUGCACAGCACAUACCGCCAUGACCUCAAAAUUUACGCCUCCGAUGAGGGCCGUGUGCAAAUGACUGCGGCAGCAUUUGCAAAGGGUCUCUUAGCACUGGAAGGGGAGUUAACUCCAAUCCUCGUUCAGAUGGUGAAGAGUGCCAACAUGAACGGACUGCUGGAUAGCGACAGUGACUCUCUCACAGACUGUCAGCAGAGAGUCAAAGCUCGAUUACAUGAGAUCAUGCAGAAGAACAGAGAUUUCAGUGAGGAAGACAACCAGAAGCUGGCUCCAACAUGCAGCCCUUCUCUGGUCAACUCCAUGGGUGUAAUUAGUAAUCCUGUCAGGACUUGUGACAAGGUUCACACCCUCAUUCAAAGCCUCACAUGUCAGAUCUGCAAAAGGCUGGAAGACCCCAAAUCUGCAGAUCUGCAGCUGUACCACAGUGAGACUCUAGAGCUCAUGCUGCAGCGGUGGUCCAAACUGGAGCGAGACUUCCGAAUGAAAAAUGGUCGCUAUGACAUCAGUAAGAUCCCAGAUAUCUAUGACUGCGUUAAGUACGAUACCCAACACAACAGCUCUCUGGGACUGGAGGACACACUGGAGCUUUUCCACCUGUCGAGAGCACUUGCAGACAUCAUCAUACCUCAGGAGUACGGAAUCACUAAAGCAGAGAAGCUUGACAUCGCUAGCGCGUACUGUCUGCCUCUUGUGAAGAAGAUUCAACUGGAUCUUCAAAGGACACAUGAGGACGAGGCUGUCAACAAGCUGCAUCCACUGUAUUCGCGAGGAGUGAUGUCUCCAGGUCGGCACGUUCGAACCCGGCUUUAUUUCACCAGCGAAAGUCACGUACACUCCCUGCUCAGCAUCUUCCGCUACGGAGGCCUGUUAGACGAGCAAAUAGAUGAACAGUGGAAGCAGGCUAUGGACUACCUCAGUGCCGUAACUGAACUCAACUAUAUGACUCAGAUUGUAAUUAUGCUCUAUGAGGACAAUAACAAGGACCCCUCCUCAGAGGAACGCUUCCAUGUGGAACUGCACUUUAGCCCAGGGGUGAAGGGGUGCAAGGAUGAGGAUAAUGCCCCGUUGGGAUUUGGGUUCCGUCCUGCCUCUUCAGAGAAUCACGAGAAGCAAACAGACCAAGGCAGUCUCGAGGACCUUUCCCAAGACGAGCCAGACAGAGCCGCACCAUCGGAGCCAAUCAGCAUUCAGAGGAAGUCGCCACUUAUCCGCAACCGCAAGGCUGGAUCUAUGGAGGUCCUUUCAGAGAGCAACGCUUCUCGUGGAUCGGCAUAUCGUUUGUUCCCUUCGUCUUCCCGCCAGUCCCCUGAGAUCAAACCCAGUGGGCUAGAGCUGCUCUCUAUGCCAGCAGUAAAGAGAUUUUCUGUGUCGUAUGCCAGGCAUCCAACUAAUGGGUUUGAAGGCUGCUCCAUGGUGCCCUCUAUCUAUCCACUGGAGACACUGCACAACUCACUGUCACUCAAGCAGGUGGAUGAAUUCCUCACAGCAGUGUGCAAGAAUGGGAGUGAGACACAAUUUGAGAGGCUGAAAUCUCUGUCUGCCAUGUUCGACUCCCAUGCCCAGCCCUCGGUAGAUGUUGAGAGUCAGGAGAUCCCAGUACAGCUGAGCCAACCACCCGUUCGGCCUCUCUGGUACAGCAGCGAUCCUCCUAGCACCGUAUCCAGUGCUGGCCCAUCGUCACCAUCAGUAGUAGAGCCCUCAUCAAACUUUGGCUUCAACUGCGAGUAGACAUAUUGGUUAAACACAUUGAUGUGAUUCCUGCAGCAGUAAUGGAAUCGUUUUCUUUUGACACUGAUCUCAGGUCAGUUUUGCAGUCUCUGCUUAAAGUGUUGAGUUUAAGAAUAAUGUGGCAGAAGCUGAUCCUAGAUCAGCAUUAUUUGAGUUAGCUAUCACACAGUGGUACCCACAUGCAGGCUGCUACUGUAUAUAAACUUCUGCCUAAACAAUACCGAGCCACUUUAGCUGAGGUUUAGAUGGACUGUUUGAUCUGCCAGCCUAAUAGCCCUUUGAAACCAGUAAUUAGCUCUUCCACUGUUCUUCUUUGCUCUGAUGGAGUCCGAUAGUAUUUAUGUGCCCAGAUUCAGUGGAAAAGACAAGGACAUUACAGCAUGCACUAGUAAUUGUCACUGGAAGUUUUAUUUCUUUACCCCACACCAAAUUACAUUGCUGCACAUAGUAAAAUGCACAAAGGAGCAUAAAAAACAAUUCACAUUCAGUUUAAUUAUUGUGCCAGUCGAUACAGGAAAGUGAAAUUAUGCCACUAUUGUGCAGUUUGUGUAUUUUAUGAUUUUUUUUUAAAUGUUUUUUAGACAUUAGAAUUUUGUUAAUACAAUUUAUUUCAAGAUUUGAUUGAAAAAGCAAAAAGGUAUUGUUUGGGAAUAAAUAAAUGUGCCUUUGUCUUGUGUGUGUAAAAUAAGCUGCAAUAGUCUCUUUAAAGACAAAUAAUGUUUUUGAUUUUAUGCAAUAUGCUGUUUGCCUAAUGUUUUUCAAUGUAAAUUUGAAAUAAGCAUAUUUCAUUUUAGAGAAUUCUAUUAAUAAAAAACCUGAUGUAAAUAUGUCACUGUUUUAUAUUUUUGUGAUAUUAAAGGGUUAGUUGUUAAUCCAAAAAUCUCAAUUCUGUCAUCUGUCAACUAGCCAUGUUCUGUGGAACCUAGGAGAAAUUUGUUUUCAUUAUCUGUUGAUGGCACUGUUCUUUUUUUCCAUACAUUGAAAGUGAAUGGUGACUGAGGCUGUCGGCCCCUAACAUUCUGCUAAUAUCUCUUUUUGUGGUGCAUGGAGGAAAUCAAGUCAUAUGGGUUUGGAACAACAUGAGGGUGAA